Molecule: messenger RNA, 786 nt
Organism: Arachis duranensis
Lineage: Eukaryota; Viridiplantae; Streptophyta; Magnoliopsida; Fabales; Fabaceae
Product: histone H2B
Exons: 1
Coding region: 107-553 (148 amino acids)
Biological process (GO): nucleosome assembly
Cellular component (GO): nucleosome
Molecular function (GO): structural constituent of chromatin; protein heterodimerization activity; DNA binding
Source: RefSeq, a predicted model, not a curated record
CCAUCCAAAACACACACAAUUCAACUCGUUCUCAAUUUCCUGAAACAGAAGCCCCAAUAAAUUCCAUACCCUAAUAUCAUUCAGAAUCUCAAAAUCUUGGUUCGUGAUGGCACCUAAGGCAGAGAAGAAACCAGCUGAGAAGAAGCCGGCUGAGGAGAAGAAAUCCGCCGUGGCUGAGAAGGCUCCACCUGCGGAGAAGAAGCCAAAGGCAGGAAAGAAGCUGCCGAAGGAAGGUGCCGCCGCCGGGGACAAGAAGAAGAAGAGGAACAAGAAGAACGUUGAGACCUACAAGAUCUACAUCUUCAAGGUUUUGAAGCAAGUCCACCCUGACAUCGGUAUCUCCAGCAAGGCCAUGGGAAUCAUGAACAGCUUCAUCAACGACAUCUUCGAGAAGCUCGCCCAAGAAGCUUCUAGACUUGCCCGAUACAACAAGAAGCCAACUAUCACCUCGAGGGAAAUCCAGACUGCGGUCAGACUCGUGCUGCCCGGAGAGUUGGCUAAGCACGCCGUUUCUGAGGGUACCAAGGCGGUGACUAAGUUUACCAGCUCUUAAACGAUGUCGUUUGUAUUUUGAGGGUUUUCCGUGUUAGGAAUUUGUUAGAAGUAUGUUUAGAUUUGAAGUAGUGCCUUUUAUUUUUAAUAUCUUGUAAUUGAAGAAAUUGGAUCUGCUCGAUCCAUUUGUGGAUGGAAAUGUAGAAUUGACGGUAUGGUAUAGGAUAGGAUCGCAUACUGCUGUUAUCGUAUCUUGAUAGCUUCCCUAUUAAUGACAGUGCAUUAUUAGUAGAA